This is a messenger RNA of Triticum aestivum (bread wheat), 654 nucleotides long. RefSeq names its product protein SRC2 homolog. The transcript has a single exon. The coding region runs from base 1 to 654 and encodes 217 amino acids. Gene Ontology annotation, biological process: defense response. The record is from RefSeq and is a predicted model, not a curated record. Lineage: Eukaryota; Viridiplantae; Streptophyta; Magnoliopsida; Poales; Poaceae.
AUGGCGCACAGGGUCCUGGAGCUGACGCUCGUCUCGGCGAGCAACCUGCCGAGCGUGAACCUGUUCAGCGGCAUGGAGGUGUACGCAGUGGCGUCCGUCUACGGCGAGCCUCGCACGUGCCAGCGGACACUCACCGACCGCGACGGCGAGACUGACCCGGCCUGGAACCACACGGUCUGGUUCGCCGUUUCGCCCACUGCCGCCGCGGCUGGGCGCGCCUACCUCCACGUGCUCCUCCGCACCGAGCGCUACUUCGGCGGCUCGUUCGGCCUUGACGACCGCGAUGUCGGCGAGGUGUUCAUCCCCGUCGCCGACCUGCUCGCGGGCGCCUGCGCCGCCGGAGGAGGCACCCCGUGGCGAUGCGCGUCGUACCUGGUCCGGAAGACGCAGAGCAGCAGGCACCGCGGCACGCUCAGCAUUGCGUACCGCCUCGGCCCCGUGGUGGUGCUGCCGCCGCCCCCCUCGGAACCCGAUUGCCAGGCGGUCAUGCCGCCGUGCCGGCCGGCACGGAGGAAUUUCACCUGGAACGGUCGCUUCGCGCUGGGGCUGGGCCCAGGGCUGCUCGGCGGAGGCUUCGCGGGCACGGCGGCAUAUAGAUCCGGAGGCCGCGUCGUCGCAGGCUCGGAGGGUUGGCCUUCUAAAAUAUUUACAUAA